Messenger RNA from Colletotrichum higginsianum IMI 349063, 1002 nucleotides. Its product is annotated as Alpha/beta hydrolase. The transcript is spliced from 2 exons. Lineage: Eukaryota; Fungi; Ascomycota; Sordariomycetes; Glomerellales; Glomerellaceae. Bases 1 to 1002 code for a protein of 333 amino acids. The record is from RefSeq and is a predicted model, not a curated record.
AUGUCGGUAUCGUAUAUCAAGUCUUUGGUGUUUGGAGGCAGCAGCCCAGAUAUCAGCGCAGAGACCUCAGCAUCCCGAUCCUCCGAGUGCCAAUCGGUUCCAGAGCCGGACACUUCUGACACCUUGACGCUCCCAGACGGUCGAAAGAUCGGCUACGCGCAGUUCGGACUGGCGACCGGAAAACCCGUCUUCUACUGCCAUGGCCUACCCGGCUCUCGUGUCGAGGCCGGCCACCUCCACAAGGCCGCCAUGGAUGUCGGCGCUCGCAUCAUCGCGACAGAUCGCCCGGGGAUGGGGUUGAGCACGUUUCAGCACGGACGGACACUUCUCGAUCAUCCAAAGGACCUGGAGCAGCUUGCUGAGCAUCUUCGGCUGCCAGAAUACGCCGUGAUGGGCGUGUCAGGCGGCGGUCCGUAUGCACUUGCGUGUGCGGCCUCGAUGCCUCGUGAGAAGCUCAAGUGCGUGUCAAUCGUGUGUGGUAUCGGACCGCCUGACAUCGGCAUGGCCGGAGCCGGCUGGUUCCACUGGCUUGGGUUCACAUACGGGUGGCGCUAUGCCCCACGCCUCGCGGGGUGGUUUUUCCACCGGCAGGGGCGCUUCCAUCUGUCCGACGAGGAGCGGCUUGAGCUGCAGCUGCAGGAGGCGGAAAAGAACAAGGCGACGUUCCCACGCCAGGAGAACGGGAUCUGGGACGACAGGGAGAUUGUCGGGCGCAUGGUCAUGACAAGCCGGCAGUACUACGCCCAGGGGAUUGACGGCGUGAGCCACGACGGCUACUUGGAUGGCACGGAGUUUGGUUUCCGCAUAGAGGAUAUUCGCUCCGACCUCCCUGUGCGGCUGUGGUACGGGAAGGACGACACGUUCGUCCCUGCGAACCACGGCAGGCAGAUUGCCAGGCGUCUGGGGACCAACGCCCAUCUCAGAGUAGAGGAUGACACGCACGCAAGUAUCUUCUUCAGGUGGAGGAAGGAGGUGCUGGCGGACCUGGUGAGUAACAUGUAG